UAUUGCUUAACGCGAUGGCUAUUUGGUGGUGUGCGGUAUAGCACCACUAUACCACUACUACGUGAGGAAUAAAACGUGGAGACAAUUCGCUUUUAGGAAAAAAUGCGAAGGCUAGGCUGCUACUGUGAACAGGACGACUGCUAGUAUGUUUGCUAGAUACAUUAUAUACACGUGAAUUUCGCAAGCUAGCGAAUUUACGACCGGAAUUAUAUGCGUUUCAGCUCACGAUGUGGGAAGUUGUCUAAUUUACCUAGCCUGUCUAUAUUUGGAAAAAAUGACAAAAUUACAACUUUUAAAUGCAUUUAUGACCGAACGCUUAAUGGUGGCUGUCCAGGAGAUACUGGAGGUGGUCGGAAACACUGUGUCUGAGUACCAGCAGGAAACUACCCGAAUAAAGAGAGAGAACGAGAGUCUGAGAUGGAAGCUCCGUGAAGUCGGACUUGAAGCUGAAACAACUUGGGGGACAGGUGCACAGCUUGCUGCUCUUCCUGUCUCUAGAGGAAAGUCUCACGCAGAGCAGCAGCUCGGUGAACAGGAGUGGAGCUCCAGUCUAAGGCAGGACACAGAGCUCACACUGACUGAAGAGAAACAGGAGAUCACAGAGGAGCACAGAAUCAGACAAAGAGAAGAGGACCUAGUGUGUAGUCAGAUAACAAAGUCAAGAGAUUGCUCUACAUCUUGUACACCAGAACUAAACACACAAGCACAUGAAACUUGCACAGCUCCGAGUGUGAAGAAUGACUGUGAUCGAGAUUCCAUCAACCCUUCCCGUUUGUUCAAGAUUCAGGUUGUUAACACAGAAGAAGUGGACUCAUUACCUAAUAUGGUAUCUAGCCAGAUUAAAGCAGAGCCGAAUGGAGUGGAUUACCGUGUGACAGAAAAGCUCACUGAGUCCUUCAGUGAAUUAAAUUCAGACAGUGUGAACAAUGCAAAUGGCAGUGGUGUACAAGGCUGGUCUGCAUCACAAUCUGAAGCACAGGAGGCUGAAGAAACACAGGAAACAGAUGAUGGACAAAGAUCAUACUGCUGUCCUGAAUGUGGGAAGUCUUUCAGUCAUGCUUGCCACCUGAAACUGCAUAGGCGGAUUCACACAGGAGAGAAACCAUAUUGUUGCACAGAGUGUGGGAAAUGUUUUAAUCAUGCUGGACAUUUUAAAGUGCAUCAGAGAAUUCACACAGGAGAAAAACCGUACAGUUGUCUUCAGUGUGGGAAAUGUUUCAAACAAAUAGGACAUCUAAAUGUACAUGUUCGAAUUCACACUGGAGAAAAACCUUACGUCUGUAAUAUUUGUGGGAAAGGAUUCAUUGAAUCAGGCACCCUCAAGAUUCACUGUAGAACUCACACAGGAGAGAGACCAUAUUGUUGCUCCUUGUGUGGGAAGACUUACAAUAGGAGGACCCACCUAAAUCACCACUUGCGUACCCACUCGCGUCUUAAAAAUCUGCAGUCAUAAUAAUUAUAAUUAAUGUAUUGUCAUUUUUUGAAUGUUUAUUAAAAAAUGUUUUUCCUCAUUAAAGAAAGACAGAUGCUCAAAUAUGUUUAAUGUAGCUUGAUUCCAUGAGACUUUCACUUCCAUGUGCUUUUCUCAUGUUUCUUUCAGUAAUUGUCAUAUCCUUAAUGCUCACUUAUUGUUCUGUUCAUUUUUGUUGGUUUGUCAUAAACAUUUCCUUUAACUCUGCUGAAACUUUACAAACUUUAAAGCUAUACAUGCCUAAUCAAUUGAAUAAAAUGGUCAGUUUUUUUCUCUGUCUACAAUCAGUAGUACUUCUCUGUUGGAAAAGUAAGCAACAUAUUUAUCUUAUUGCAGACAAGAGUGGAAUGAGUCAUGUUCUACACAUUCAGUCCAUGUAAGAUAUGUGAGUGUGUAUAUCUGGAUACAGGCUUUGGGUUAAACAAUGCAACGGCCUUCAAAUGAUCUUUUUCCAUGUUACUGUCUGCUUGAAACAAUUCUUAUAUCACUGGUCACAUUAAUGCAGGAUUCUGUGUUUUUAACACAGAAAAAAAGCCAAAAUGCUGGAAAAAAAAUACAUUGCCUCCUAUAAACCCAAAUGUUUCAAUGUUUUAUUUUAUGUAAUGUGCAAUUACCCAGAUUUACCACAACAAAAUAAUUACUCCUGUUUCUUUGAGCCAAUUGGCUUUCAGUGUCUGACAUUUGUGUCAUUUAUUGAUCUUAGUCUUUACACAGCUGUUGGUACUGGCACUGAAAGAAGCAGAAGUGAAGCAUAAUUUGAAUGAGAAGUCAAGAAUGAGAUGUCACACCUUAGCUAGCUUGCUGAACAUGAGUAAGUUAAAACAGAAACCAAUCCUAGUGUUUUAAUAUUAUUAGGCUGCGUGGCAAAAAUUUGUUUUCAUCAAAAUGUCAAACAUAUUUGUGGCUUUUUUCAUUUUGCUAAUCCUGCUAUUUCAUCCAGCUUCUGUUAUAAGUGUCAUAAUAAAAUUCUAAACGGCA
This is a messenger RNA of Anguilla rostrata (American eel), 2449 nucleotides long. RefSeq names its product zinc finger protein 426-like. The record is from RefSeq and is a predicted model, not a curated record. NCBI's taxonomy places the organism in Eukaryota, Metazoa, Chordata, Actinopteri, Anguilliformes, Anguillidae. The transcript is spliced from 2 exons. Bases 275 to 1453 code for a protein of 392 amino acids.